UUAUAAAAUUAACAAGUUGUUGUCUUUAGAUUCAAAAUUUAGUAACUUUAAUCAAAUCUGCUUUGUGGGUUUUAGUGGUUCUUUGUUCAGCUCCUGAGAAAGUUGAAGAUCGCAAAACACUAAGAGGAAAGAAGAAAAAAAAACAUGAAGUGGAGUGUAACAACACUUCAGUCUUCACUACACUGAGGACCCUUUGAUUUCUUUUCAAGCUUUCUGUCUAAAAUUUACUGACUUGGGAACUUAUACAUGCAACUGAGUAUUGGGAAGAUUGAACUUUGCAAGUUCAUUUUCGGAGAAAAUGAUGAUUGAAGUGAUUUUGGGGCUAUCUUAGUUCUUUUGACAAGUUAACAUGUUUCAAUAUUUUCGUGAGUUAUGUCAUAUGGGAAACCAAAGAUUACUUUUUUUGUUGGGAGCACUUGCUGUUAAUUAUUUACUAUUUCAAUCAAUUUUGGUUCCAUAUGAAAAUGAAAGAGCUCCUUGGUCUUCUUCUGAUUUCAAUAAUGCUGUUAUGGUGGAGAAAGUGAAUACUCCCAUUAUAGAAGAUGUAGGAAUGCAUAACCAUGCAAAGAGUAGUUUAGUUUCUGAACUUGGAGUGGAUAGAAAUGAUUUUCACAUUUUACUUGGGAAGAAAGAUGUUGGUAAAAAUAGAAGCUUGGAGUUAGAUAAUGUAGGAGGUUCCAAGAAAAGUUCCAUUGUAGUUUUGGCCAAGGAGAGUAAGGUUGACUUUUUAGUGAAGCCAUCUUUGGAGCCGAAAAGGGGAAUUUCUACAAUUUCUCAGUUGGUAAAAAGUAAUACUAUUGAUUCAAGGGAGCAUGAUGGAGUUGGUUUUGAUGCCUCACAGAGUUCAAUGUCAUUGACUAAUCGGACUCGUCUUGAAAGUUCUCCUCAGAUUAAGAAGUUGCCUGCCUCAGAUAAAAGUACUGCGGCGAAUAAUAUUACUGUGAGAAAGAUGAGGUGUAAUAUGCCCCCUAAGUCAAGAAUGUUGAUACAGGAGAUGAACCAUUUGCUAGAGCGCCGCCGCACUUCUUCUCGUGCAAUGAAAGCAAGGUGGAAAUCCAAACUUGAUAUGGAAAUUUUUGCAGCAAGGUCCGAGAUUGAGCAUGCUCCUACAGUAACAAAUGACAAGGAACUCUAUGCUCCCCUCUUUCGCAAUCAUUCUAUGUUCAAAAGGAGCUAUGAACUGAUGGAACUCACACUCAAAGUAUACAUAUACAUGGAAGGAAAUAAACCGAUCUUUCAUCAACCUAUACUUAAGGGGCUAUAUGCAUCGGAGGGGUGGUUUAUGAAAUUGAUGGAGGAAAAUAAGCAAUUUGUUGUGAAGGAUCCUGCUAAGGCCCACCUGUUCUAUAUGCCAUUUAGUUCACGUAUGUUAGAGUUCUCCGUUUAUGUACGUAACUCUCAUAAUCGGACAAAUCUCCGUCAGUAUUUGAAGGAGUACACAGAUAAAAUUUCAGCGAAGUAUCGUUACUUCAACAGAACUGGUGGUGCUGACCAUUUUCUUGUUGCUUGCCAUGAUUGGGCUCCAUAUGAAACAAGGCACCAUAUGGAAUACUGCAUAAAAGCCCUCUGCAAUUCUGAUGUAACUCAAGGCUUUAAAAUUGGAAGAGACGUUUCUCUCCCAGAAACUAUGGUCCGGUCAGUACGAAAUCCUCAGAGAGAUCUAGGCGGAAAACCUCCGCAACAAAGGUCCAUUCUGGCCUUCUAUGCUGGAAACAUGCAUGGCUAUUUGCGUUCGAUAUUACUAAAGCAUUGGAAGGAGAAAGACCCUGAUAUGAAGAUAUUUGGCCCAAUGCCUCAUGGCGUUGCACACAAAAUGAAUUACAUCGAACACAUGAAGAGUAGCAAAUACUGCAUAUGCCCCAAAGGGUAUGAAGUCAACAGCCCACGGGUAGUUGAAGCCAUAUUUUACGAGUGCGUACCUGUGAUCAUAUCUGACAAUUUUGUGCCGCCAUUUUUUGAGGUUUUAAAUUGGGAUUCAUUCUCAUUAAUCCUUGCAGAGAAAGAUAUUCCAAACUUGAAACAAAUACUUCUUUCAGUGCCUGAAGAGAAGUAUCUCAAGCUACAACUUGGUGUCAGAAGAGUUCAGAAACAUUUUCUUUGGCAUACUAAACCUUUGAAGUACGACCUCUUUCACAUGACCCUUCACUCAAUUUGGUAUAAUAGAGUGUUUCAAAUAAAUGUGAGAAAAAAAUGAAUGUGAGCUCUCUUAACUAGAAAGCAGAAGCACAUCUGGCUAAAGAACUUAGCAGAAGAAAUGAUAACUUAAUUAUGUGAGACACUGCUUCUUAAGCUGUAGUGGCAAGAAGAACUUGAGAAAGAAUAUGGCAAGAACUAGGAAUUUGUAUUCAGUAUCCUAGUUUGUUACUAGUACUGAAUGUAUCAAAAAUAAAAUGUUCCAGAUCAUGUCAAUGUACUUAACAGUAGUUACCUUAAUUAUCAUGAAUAGUAAGAAGUAAGAACAGUUUGUGCAAUAACGAUUAAGCAAAAUUUCUCACAUUUUUUUUCC
This is a messenger RNA of Medicago truncatula (barrel medic), 2506 nucleotides long. RefSeq names its product probable glycosyltransferase At3g07620. The transcript is spliced from 5 exons. The record is from RefSeq and is a predicted model, not a curated record. NCBI's taxonomy places the organism in Eukaryota, Viridiplantae, Streptophyta, Magnoliopsida, Fabales, Fabaceae. Gene Ontology annotation, molecular function: glycosyltransferase activity. The coding region runs from base 350 to 2194 and encodes 614 amino acids.